Formica exsecta is the source of this 1091-nucleotide messenger RNA. It is a transcript of the gene slx1, whose product is annotated as structure-specific endonuclease subunit slx1. The record is from RefSeq and is a predicted model, not a curated record. The transcript is spliced from 3 exons. Lineage: Eukaryota; Metazoa; Arthropoda; Insecta; Hymenoptera; Formicidae. Gene Ontology annotation, biological process: double-strand break repair via homologous recombination. Gene Ontology annotation, cellular component: Slx1-Slx4 complex. Gene Ontology annotation, molecular function: 5'-flap endonuclease activity; crossover junction DNA endonuclease activity. The coding region runs from base 66 to 863 and encodes 265 amino acids.
AAAAAUCUAUUAAAUACGCUAAUAAAUUUUUUGCGUUAAAUCUUCGAGAAUUUAAGAAAUGCUUAAUGAUGAAAGAAGAGCCCGAAGUGGUAGAGCAUUUUUUUGGAGUGUAUCUACUGUAUUGCACCAAUCCAAAGUACCGUGGUAGAACAUAUAUAGGUUACACUGUAGAUCCAAGGCGCAGGAUUAAACAACAUAAUGCUGGUAAAAAACAUGGUGGGGCUUGGAAAACUAGCAAGAAAGGACCAUGGAAUAUGGUGUUGAUUGUUCAUGGAUUCCCUAAUAGUACUUCUGCACUCAGAUUUGAAUGGGCUUGGCAGCAUCCACACGAGAGUAGGCGGCUAAAACAUAUUCCCAAAAAGAAGUCAACCCAAAAUAAAUUUGAUUUCUGUUUAACAGUUCUAUCUGAAAUGUUCAAAGUUGGGCCUUGGUGCCGCUUACCCUUGAUAUUGCGUUGGUUGGACUAUGAAUUUUCUAAGAGCUAUCAUGGAUGUAUAUCUUUACCAUUACACAUGCCUAUAUGCUAUGGCAAAGUUAUGAGAUGUAAAGUUAAGUCAAGACAAAGAAUAAAAACAGAUAAUAUUUUAUCACAAGAGUCACCAAUAUUUUGUUUUUUUUGCGGCUCAAGUAUGGUGGAGAAAGAUUCUGUUGCUUGUAUAAAACCAAGUUGUCUCUUGAUUGCACACUUAAUCUGCUUAGCAAAAGUAUUCAGCAAGGAUAGAAUGAUCUUACCGAUUGAAGGUACUUGUCCUAUGUGCAAAACUAGUGUUCUCUGGGGAGACCUUAUAAGAAAGAAGAACGGAUGCUAUCAAGAUCUUGGAGAGACUAACGGUGACUUUUCUUUUAGUGAUAGUGACAUUUAAUAAUAUAUUACAAUAUAGAUAGUAUAUUACAUAAAUAUUUGUAUUGUAAAUAUGGAUUUUUAUCUCAUUUUUAUUUAACUUAGUUUAUUGUAGCAAAGUAUUAUCUUAUAAGUGGCAAUUGUCUAUUAUCUCGUUAACAUAUUAUAUCGUUGAAGAAUUAUAAGAGAGAUUGUAAAAAUUAUACAUAAAUAUUUAUUUUUAUAUAUGAUGUUAUAUAUGUGUAUCCAA